AUGGCACGCGCCAUCAUCUCCGGCACGGUGGGCUCCAUUUUCCUGGGCAUGAGUGGCGCCUCGAUUGGCGCCAUGAUCUUCGACACCGCCACAAUCCCCUUUCUGGUUUCGGCGUGUGCUGGCUUUCUUCUCGGCACAGUCGGAUUCUAUCGCGAUGCCGUGCGAAAGUCACAGCGAGCACUUGAUCGGUUCCCGCAAUUGCUCCAGCUGCAUCUGGAUUCCAACUUCCCACACCGGGGCUUCGAUACCUGGCACGCGGGGCGGUUCCGGAGUGGUGUCUUCCGCAAAAGCUGGGUAUUACAGAGCAUGCUCAUCGCAAGCUGGUUGACGGCAAACCGAGCAAUUGAGCGCAUCUACGAAGCUGAAGAAGAACGGCUCCUCCUUCCAUUUAUAGGCUCGGCAAAGGAUGGAGAUGGUGAUGAAGGAGAAUAA
This is a messenger RNA of Cladophialophora psammophila CBS 110553, 432 nucleotides long. RefSeq lists its product as uncharacterized. NCBI's taxonomy places the organism in Eukaryota, Fungi, Ascomycota, Eurotiomycetes, Chaetothyriales, Herpotrichiellaceae. The record is from RefSeq and is a predicted model, not a curated record. The transcript has 2 exons. Bases 1 to 432 code for a protein of 143 amino acids.